AUGGGCACGGCUGGCGGAUGCAAAGGCGCAGGUAGGCGCGCGCUGCUGGGCUGGGUGGAGCGCACUAUUCAGCAGGGACGCGCAUUGCUCUGCUGGGUGGCUAGUGCUGCUCUACUGGGGCGCGAGCUGCACUGUUGGGUGGCGAGUGCUGCUCUGCAGGGGCGCGCGCUGCUCUGCAGGCUGACGUGCUGCUCUGCUUGGGCGCGCGCUGCUCUGCAGGGGCGCGCGCUGCUCUGCAGGGUGGUGCGUGCUGCUCUGCAGGGGCGCGCGCUGCUCUGUUGGGGCGCGCGCUGCACUGCAGGGUGGCGCGCGCUGCUCUGCAAGGUCGAGCGCUGCUCUACAGGGUCACGCGCUGCUCUGCUGGGGCGCGCGCCGCUCUGUAGGGUGGCGCGUGUUGCUUUGUUGGGUGGCGCGCGUUACUUAGGGUAG
Molecule: messenger RNA, 429 nt
Organism: Closterium sp. Naga37s-1
Lineage: Eukaryota; Viridiplantae; Streptophyta; Zygnematophyceae; Desmidiales; Closteriaceae
Source: the annotation of a GenBank genome assembly